AUGCCAAAUACUACAUCAAAACUUUCAUUGGCUAUCCAACAGGCAGACCAACAUGCGAAUGAAUCUUCCAAACAUCAAAACCAAAAACCGAACCAUACAAAUAGUAGGUCUCAGGUUAAACAACCAGUUACACCAGUUAAAAAUAUGACUUCUGAUAUAACUCACGAUCUUGAUUCAUAUAUUGGUUCAGAUACAUUUAAUGAGAACUUCAAUCCUCCUUCACUGCUGUUAUUACCCAAUUUAGUACAGCAUAGUACACCUUAUGUUUCAACAACACAAUCUUCGGCAAAACAAUUCAAACCGGAAUUAUCCGUGUUGACUACUAAUAAUUAUUCUGGUGAUGACUUUGAAGAAGAAUUAGAACUUAAAGUUAAACAUAAAUAUAAUUUCAAGAUGAAUACACAUGGCCACAGAGAUAUCAUCAAAGAAGAAGAGGAAUAUUCAGAUGAUGAUGAUGAUGACGACGAUGAACCAGAAAAUCUAGCCGAUGAAGAAGAUUUAGAAGAUUACGUACCUGGUGGAUAUCAUCCUUGUUAUAUUGGAGAAAAUUAUAAAAAUGGUAAAUAUACUUUGGUUAGAAAACUCGGAUGGGGUCAUUUUUCAACUGUAUGGUUAGCCAAAGAUAAUGAUAUGAAUUGUCACGUGGCCAUGAAAGUUGUUAGAUCAGCUAAACAUUACACUGAGACGGCAAUUGAUGAAAUUAAAUUGUUAGAUAAGAUAUCUACAUGUGAUAUAAACCAUCCUGGACAUAGACAUGCUAUACAAUUAUUAGAUACAUUCACUCACAAGGGACCAAAUGGAGUUCAUGUUGUCAUGGUUUUCGAAGUGUUGGGUGAGAAUCUUUUGAGUUUAAUUAGAAGGUACAAACACAGAGGAAUCCCAAUUGUUUUUGUGAAACAGAUAGCUAAGCAAUUGUUAGCAGCCACUGAUUAUUUACAUCGUAAGUGUGGUAUUAUUCACACUGAUAUCAAACCUGAAAAUGUAUUAUUACAAAUUGAUGAUGUGGAACUGAUUGUCAAGCUUGUAGAACAGGAAGAUCUACAAAGAAAAUUACAAAGAAAAUUAUCACGACAAGCAUCCAAGGCAUCAACUCCAACAACUUCUACUCCAAAUGGUUCAUUCACUUCUCCAAUAGCCACUACCAGUACAGUAAAACCAAUUUCAUUAAUUUCAUCACAUUCAUCUUCUACACCAAGGGCAAGAUCACAUAGAUCAAAAACAAUUAUAAGAGAAUCAUUACCAUUGUCGAACAGUUUCACCAGCUCCUUGAAUCUCAACCAACAAAACCAACCAGCUAUACCCGCACCAGUUGAAGACACAUUGAAUACUUCCUACUCAUCAAUGUCCAUCUCCAAUACUACUAACAAUUCAGUAUCAAACAUUGCUCAGACUUCUACUCCUACACUUGCAACCACGUCAGUUAAAAUAGCUGAUCUUGGAAAUGCGGCAUGGUGUGAUCAUCAUUUCACUGACCUGAUCCAAACCCGUCAAUAUAGAGCUCCAGAAAUACUUCUUGGAUUCACAUGGGGUGCGCUGGUUGAUAUGUGGUCCAUUGGAUGUUUGAUUUUUGAAUUGGUCACUGGUGACUAUUUGUUUGAUCCUCGAGAAGGAGGUUCAUUUGGAAGAGACGACGAUCAUCUUGCCCAAAUAAUCGAGUUAGUUGGUCCAUUUCCUAAAUUAUAUGAAAAUGCAUCGGAAUAUUCUAAAUUUUUCACGCCAGAAGGUAAAAUGAAAAGAAUCCAACUGUUGAAACCAUGGGAUUUAAAGCUGGUGUUGAUUGAGAAAUAUAAAAUUGAUCCUACUGAAGCUGAAUCUCUUUCAAGCUUUUUAUUACCAAUGUUGGAAUUGCUGCCAGAGAAACGUGCUGAUGCUGGUGGUUUGUUGAAUCAUCCGUGGUUAGAUUCUGAUAUAUUCGUCGAAAGACCAAUGGGUGGAUCUGGUGAAGAUAUCCCAGGUUGGUCUAAAGAAAUAACAUAG
Candida tropicalis MYA-3404 is the source of this 1977-nucleotide messenger RNA. RefSeq names its product serine/threonine protein kinase. Bases 1 to 1977 code for a protein of 658 amino acids. NCBI's taxonomy places the organism in Eukaryota, Fungi, Ascomycota, Pichiomycetes, Serinales, Debaryomycetaceae. Gene Ontology annotation, biological process: regulation of mRNA processing; protein phosphorylation; spliceosomal complex assembly. Gene Ontology annotation, molecular function: protein kinase activity; ATP binding. The record is from RefSeq and is a predicted model, not a curated record. The transcript has a single exon.